AUGGCGGGAGAAAUAUCUAUCACAGUUGGUGGCAAAGACCGCGUCAAACCAGCCGCGGCUCUCUUCGCCAAAGCCUUCGAAGAUGAUCCUAUGAUUACAUACUUGCUCUGUACCAUGACGGAUGAAAAGCGCAUCGCCUAUCUCCCAGAGUAUUUUGAACGGCUGGCCACCGCGGCGAGCCUGAACGGCGCCUCUUUUCCUGAAGCCGAGGAUUGGAAGGCGUGUGGUGGGUUAAUCCCCCCCGGAAAGCGAGUGGACAAUUUCUGGACUCUCAUCCCUGCCGGAUUUGCGAGUGUAUUGUGGAAUGUCGGGUUUAGUGGCUGUAUGCGCAUGCUAAGGGAAUUUACACCCCUGGCCGACGCCUGUAAAGAGAAAGGACUUGCUGGGUGCAAAGACUACUACUAUGUCUUCCUAGUUGCCACAAGGGAAGAUGCAAGAGGAAAGGGGUUGUGCUCAGCCAUUAUUCGGUAUUGGCAGGAGACUGCGGCACGUGAGGGAGUGCCGAUUUGGCUUGAGGCGACAACCGAGCAUUCUAUGCACAUUUAUUCAAAGUGUGGCUUUAAGAUUGUGGAGGAGAUGGUUAUUGGGAAGGGAAAAGCAGGGAGAGACGGGAAGGAGUGUGUAGGUGGGGAAGGGUUUAAAUUUUGGGGCAUGGUUUGGUGGCCCGACGAGAAGAAAUCAUAA
Messenger RNA from Venustampulla echinocandica, 684 nucleotides. RefSeq names its product Acyl-CoA N-acyltransferase. The transcript has 3 exons. Bases 1 to 684 code for a protein of 227 amino acids. Gene Ontology annotation, molecular function: acyltransferase activity, transferring groups other than amino-acyl groups. NCBI's taxonomy places the organism in Eukaryota, Fungi, Ascomycota, Leotiomycetes, Helotiales, Pleuroascaceae. The record is from RefSeq and is a predicted model, not a curated record.